GCGAGAUUCUCAAGAGCGGUACCGCGUCUGUAGAGGGCAUCAUUAUGAAUACCCCAUUCCCUUUCAUUCUGGAUGACUCUGACCUUUGUCGUUAUACACAACCCGCAUGUCCCCUCCAACCUUCAGAGACCGUGUACACAUAUACAAACACCGUACCAGUAAAGCCGCAUUACCCACAGGUAACUGCCAUAGUGAGGUGGAAACUUAUGGCAGCUGGAGGGAAAGCCGUAUGCGCAGAAAUUCCUGUCGAGAUCGGGGACUCUUCACGCUGA
Molecule: messenger RNA, 272 nt
Organism: Dicrocoelium dendriticum
Lineage: Eukaryota; Metazoa; Platyhelminthes; Trematoda; Plagiorchiida; Dicrocoeliidae
Source: the annotation of a GenBank genome assembly